AUGGCGUCUCGGCCAGAGCAUAUAGCCCCACCAGAGUUCUUCUAUGAUGAAGAAAUGGCUGAGAAGUACGCGGCGAACAGCCGUAUGAUCGACAUCCAAAGCAAGAUGACUGAGAGAGCAAUCGAAUUGAUGAUGUUGAGUGACGAUGAGCCCAGCUUGGUCCUCGACGUAGGAGUAGGGUCGGGGAUCUCUGGAGGGGUCCUUGGAGACCAUGGUCAUUUCUUUGUCGGUCUAGAUAUAUCAUCGGCUAUGCUCAACGUGGCACUAGAGCGAGAGGUCGAUGAAAGUGGUGAUUUCCUUCAGGGAGACAUGGGCCAGGGCUUUGGUUUCCGACCGGGCACUUUCGAUGGAUGCAUAUCGAUCUCUGCUCUCCAGUGGCUGUGCAACUCUGAUGUCAAAAGUCAUGAGCCAUAUCGACGGCUGAGGAAGUUCUUCCAGGACUUGUUCAAUUGUCUAAAGAAGGGCGGCCGAGCAGUAUUGCAGUUCUACCCUGAGAGUGGCGAACAGGUUGAGAUGAUCACCAGUGCCGCUAUGCGUUCGGGUUUCGGAGGUGGCCUUGUGGUUGACUUCCCUCACUCCUCGAAGGCCAAGAAGCAUUUCCUUGUACUAUACGCCGGUAAGCCUGUACGGUAUCUCGAAUGCCCAUCCGAGUGA
Perkinsus marinus ATCC 50983 is the source of this 654-nucleotide messenger RNA. Its product is annotated as s-adenosylmethionine-dependent methyltransferase, putative. Lineage: Eukaryota; Perkinsozoa; Perkinsida; Perkinsidae. Gene Ontology annotation, cellular component: nucleolus. The record is from RefSeq and is a predicted model, not a curated record. Gene Ontology annotation, biological process: rRNA (guanine-N7)-methylation. Gene Ontology annotation, molecular function: rRNA (guanine) methyltransferase activity. Bases 1 to 654 code for a protein of 217 amino acids. The transcript is spliced from 8 exons.